GGCACAAUAUGAGUCAUACAGGAGAAAAACCAUUUAAAUGUAAGGAUUGCAAUAAAUGCUUCAUUCAAUAUUCUGAGUUAGAAUUUCACAUGAGAAUACAUACUGGAGAAAAGCCGUUCAAAUGUCAUAUAUGUGAUAAAUGCUUUGUUUCCUCUGGAAAUUUAAAGAAACACUUUAAAACUCAUAACGGAGUAAAACCAUUUAAAUGCCAGACUUGUGAUGAAUGCUUUAUGACGCUUUCAAAAUUGAAGGACCACACUAAGAUACAUACUGGAGAAAGACCAUUUAAAUGCCAGAAUUGUGAGAAAUGUUUUGUUAGAAUUUAUGAUCUGGAGAAACAUGUUAGAGUUCACAAUGUAGAAAGAUCUUUCAAAUGUCCUUAUUGUAAUAAACACUUUUAUACCUCUUCAAGUUUAAAAAGUCACAUGAGAGUCCACACUGGAAUAAGUCGGGAUUGUGAGAAGAAUAUAAGAGGGAUUCAUGUAUCAGUUUCUUCAGAUUUGAAAGAUGAUGAAAAGGCCCUUAUCCAAAACAACAUAUCUCAAGCGUCAGUCCUAAAUCAACAAAUUGUCAAGCAAGAACCUGUUGGAAUAAAAAAAGAAACGGCACAAGAACACGUAUGGCUUGAUCAACCAGAACAAAUCCAUAAUAACAUGGAUGGUGAACAAAUCCAUCUCGAUUGCAAUAAAUCAAAAUAUGUUGAAAAUUCAAGUUCCAUGGUCUCUUUUGGGAACUUAACUGAUAAUCAACCAACACUUUCAAAUAUUAAACAUGAAGAUUUAGGACAAAUGGACAGCCAAGUUGGAAAUUCUGUAUUUGCUGUAGAACCUAAACAAUUAAAUGAACAAAACAAAACAUUAAAAUGUAAGGACUGUGGUAAAUGGUUUAACACUCUUCUUGAUUUUAAGAGGCACAUACAAACUCACAUAAGAGGAAAAUCAUACAAAUGUCAGGAUUGUAAUAAACGCUACAGCAGCGCUGCUGAUUUGAAGAGACACAAAAUGAUGCAUACUGGAGAAAGACCAUUCAAGUGUCAGGAUUGUAAAAAAUGCUACAGCAGCUCUGCCGAUUUGAAAAGACACAGAAUGACACAUACUGGUGACAGACCAUUUAAAUGUCACCAUUGUGAUAAAUGCUUUAGCAGGUCUUGGAAUUUAAAAUGCCACCUCAAAAUUCACACUGGAGAAAAAACAUUUGAAUGUAAGGACUGUGGUAAAUGGUUUAGGGCACUUCAGGAUUUCAAUAGGCACAUACAAAUUCAUAUUAGAGAAAACUCAUUCAAGUGUCAGGAUUGUAAUAAAUGCUUCAGCAGCUCUGCCUAUUUGAAGAGACACACAAUGAUACAUACUGGUGAAGAGCAAUUUAAAUGUCAGCAUUGUGAUAAAUCCUUUAGCAGGUCUUGGAAUUUAAAAUGCCACCUAAGAAUUCACACUGGAGAAAAACCAUUUAAAUGUAAACAUUGUGGUAAAUGUUUUACCAAUUUCGCAGGUUUGAAAAAUCAUAUCAGAACUCACGAAGCAGAAACACCUUUUAAAUGUAAAGAUUGUGGUAAAUAUUAUACCAGAGCGUCAAGUUUAAAGGUUCACAUUAGGAGGCAUGUAAAAAAAGACAGAUCAACAGAUUCAAAUGUUAAACAAAAAGAUUUAGGAGAAAUGGACAGCCAGGUAGAAAAUGCUGUACUAGUAUUUGCUGUAGAACCAAAACAACCAAAUGAACAGAAUGACACUGACAUGUAGUAAAUAUGAGUGAAAAACAUAUAACAUGGCGAAUGGUUUAGGACACCUUUUGAUUUGAUUUUCAAAGUCAAACGAGAGAAAAACCAUUCAAGUGUCAAGAUUGCACAAG
This is a messenger RNA of Owenia fusiformis, 1845 nucleotides long. The record is from the annotation of a GenBank genome assembly. Lineage: Eukaryota; Metazoa; Annelida; Polychaeta; Sabellida; Oweniidae.